Pseudophryne corroboree (corroboree frog) is the source of this 4084-nucleotide messenger RNA. It is a transcript of the gene RPS6KA3, whose product is annotated as ribosomal protein S6 kinase A3. Gene Ontology annotation, molecular function: ATP binding; protein serine/threonine kinase activity; magnesium ion binding. Lineage: Eukaryota; Metazoa; Chordata; Amphibia; Anura; Myobatrachidae. The transcript is spliced from 23 exons. Bases 87 to 2276 code for a protein of 729 amino acids. Gene Ontology annotation, biological process: peptidyl-serine phosphorylation; intracellular signal transduction. The record is from RefSeq and is a predicted model, not a curated record.
UGCUGCUCGCUCGUCUGGGAAGAUGCCGCUGGCGCAGCUGGCAGACCCGUGGCAGAAACUGCCGGUGCAGAAAGUGGAGAGCGAGAAUGGCCAGCAGUUUGUGGAAGAAUCCAUGUGUGAAGAUGACAAUGACAGCAAUUGAAUUCCAGAAAAAGAAACCUAAUGACCUGCUAAUAUUUGAUGAAGGAAAUAUAAAUGAGAUUGCAAUUACACACCAUGUAAAGGAAGGAUACGAGAAAGCGGACCCUUCACAAUUUGAGCUUCUCAAGGUACUUGGACAAGGCUCAUUCGGAAAGGUAUUUCUUGUGCGAAAAAUCUCAGGGUCUGAUGCUGGACAACUAUAUGCAAUGAAAGUAUUAAAAAAAGCUACACUUAAAGUUCGAGAUCGUGUUAGAACAAAAAUGGAGCGCGAUAUUUUGGUUGAAGUUAAUCAUCCGUUUAUUGUCAAAUUGCACUAUGCUUUCCAAACAGAAGGCAAAUUAUACUUAAUUUUGGAUUUUCUCAGGGGAGGAGAUUUGUUUACACGCUUAUCCAAAGAGGUAAUGUUCACUGAAGAAGAUGUGAAAUACUACCUGGCAGAAUUGGCACUUGCUUUAGAUCACCUUCACACUCUUGGAAUAAUAUAUCGUGACCUUAAGCCAGAAAAUAUACUGCUUGAUGAGGAGGGCCACAUCAAAUUAACAGAUUUUGGUCUUAGCAAAGAGUCUAUUGACCAUGAAAAGAAAGCUUACUCUUUCUGUGGCACGGUGGAGUACAUGGCACCAGAGGUUGUAAAUAGGCGAGGCCACACACAGAGUGCCGAUUGGUGGUCUUUUGGCGUUCUCAUGUUUGAAAUGCUUACUGGUACCUUACCCUUUCAAGGAAAGGACAGAAAGGAGACCAUGACCAUGAUUUUAAAGGCCAAGCUUGGGAUGCCGCAGUUCCUUACCCUGGAGGCCCAGUCUCUUCUACGCAUGCUCUUUAAGAGAAACCCAACCAACAGACUAGGAGCUGGUCCAGAUGGUGUUGAAGAAAUUAAGAGACAUCCUUUCUUUUCAACAAUUGAUUGGAAUAAAUUGUAUAGAAGAGAAAUUCAGCCUCCAUUCAAACCAGCAACAGGUGGUCCCGAAGACACAUUCUAUUUCGACCCAGAGUUCACAGCAAAAACACCCAAAGACUCUCCCGGUAUCCCAGCAAGUGCCAAUGCACACCAGCUCUUCCGAGGAUUUAGCUUCGUAGCGAUUGCUACUGAGGAAGAAAACCAGGCUAUUCAAACGGUUGGAGUUCAUGGCAUUGUUCCGCUUCACAGAAAUAGCAUCCAAUUCACUGAUGGUUAUGACUUGAAAGAAGAUAUUGGGGUCGGCUCCUACUCUAUUUGUAAAAGGUGUAUUCACAAGGCAACUAAUAUGGAAUAUGCAGUAAAGAUAAUCGACAAGAGUAAGCGAGAUCCUACAGAAGAAAUUGAGAUUCUGCUACGCUAUGGACAACAUCCAAACAUUAUCACAUUAAAAGAUGUAUAUGAUGAUGGAAAGUAUGUAUAUCUAGUAACAGAACUAAUGAAAGGAGGAGAACUUCUAGACAAAAUUUUAAGACAGAAGUUCUUCUCAGAACGGGAGGCGAGCGCUGUGCUGCACACGAUUACCAAAACCGUUGAAUACCUCCAUUCACAAUGGGUGGUCCACAGGGAUUUGAAGCCCAGCAAUAUUCUUUAUGUGGAUGAGUCUGGAAAUCCUGAGUCUAUUCGUAUCUGCGAUUUUGGAUUUGCUAAGCAACUCAGGGCAGAAAAUGGCUUACUUAUGACUCCUUGUUACACUGCUAAUUUUGUUGCUCCUGAGGUAUUAAAGCGUCAAGGUUAUGAUGCUGCGUGUGACAUCUGGAGCCUAGGUGUUCUCCUAUAUACUAUGCUAACUGGAUAUACACCUUUUGCAAAUGGACCGGAUGAUACUCCUGAAGACAUAUUGGCAAGAAUAGGCAGUGGGAAGUUCUCUCUAAGUGGCGGUUACUGGAAUUCAGUCUCCGAUAUUGCUAAGGAUUUAGUAUCAAAAAUGCUUCAUGUGGAUCCACAUCAGAGAUUAACAGCUGCCCAGGUACUGAAGCACCCCUGGAUAGUACACUGUGACCAGCUGCCUCAGUUCCAGCUCAACCGACAGGAUGCACCUCAUCUAGUUAAGGGAGCCAUGGCUGCCACAUACUCUGCUUUGAACCUCAAUCCAUUGUCUCCAGUGUUAGAACCUGUAGGCCGUUCCACUCUUGCACAAAGAAGAGGUAUAAAGAAGAUAACCUCAACUGCGCUGUGAACAUGACUAUCUACAUAGCUCUAGAGCUGGACAGCCACAGCACAAAACCAGGCCAACAGAGAGAUAGCACAUAUCAAAAAGACACUCCGGCAAGCACAUAUCAAAAUGACCCCUGCCGGCUCUUCAUCUAUGCUGCUGCUUUUUGUCUGUUUUCUCUUUACGUUGUCAAUGGCAACCCUUCUACCUUACUGACUCUAAUGACCAGUCUGUAAAAUGAGAAAUGGAAACCUGGUCCUCCACCAGUGGAGCAAUAAGACUUUCAUCCUCCCUGCAUGAAGAAUACACUGAAACGUCAAUGAUUAUUUUUAUAGGGAGAAUUUUCAGUUGCCCAUCUCUCUCUUUACUUUGAGCACUUACAUUAUAUCAAUGCUGUGUUCUUUAAAUCUAUGUACUCUGUGCCAUGCAAACUUUUGAGUUUAUUUUAUGGCACAUAACUGCCAGUAUCCUCUGCGACUUUUUUUAUUUUAUUUUAUAGUUACAUUUGUUGCCUAUUUUCUUGUUGUGCUCUAAUUUAACUUUUUUUUUUUUUUUCUAUAAAUGUAAUUCUUGACAUGCCUAGUCUUUGUUUCACAAUGAGUCCUGUAUGUUCUGUGGCAGUGGCGUAGACCACUGGACUUGGGUGUGUGAGCUUCAACAGAAUAGUGCAGGUAUAGUACUGCAUCUGAAUGUAAUGUGAUCCAACACAUACAUGAAAAUAUGAACCCGCCACCUCCAGGAAACUGUUAAAGGAGUUGUUCGCACUCUGUGUGCUAUGAAUUCUUCCUCUGUGUGCUAUGAAUUCUUCCAGAAAACAAAUGGUUAAAGCAGUAGUACUUGAUUAUAUCAGGAAUCCCUUUGACAGUCCUUAUUUCCGUUCUGUUUGGUUUGCAGUUUUGCUUACUGCCCAUGUUUUGUUUUAUUUUGUCGUUUUAUAAUACAGUUUUACAUGUUGGGUUUAAUUCAUACACACUUUUGGCUUGACAUUGCCACUUUAAAGCUCCCUGCUUUAAUUCCAUAGGUUGGUCCACAUUUAUUUCUAGCCAUGCAAAUUGCAUGAACAGUAGUAAAAUUAAAUAUUCCCAGUUACGCAGAUGUCAUAGCAAGGAAAUUCUAAAAGCUUAACUUUGACAGUAACUGGUUUGGAAAAUUUUGUAGCUUUUCCUUAGAGGAGGUUUCAAUAUUCCUAAAGUACAAAUAUAUGAAUAAUACAUAUACACUGUAGGUUGGCAAUAUAAUUUGUAAAUAAACUCAAACCUACAAGGUUUCACAUGUCAGCUCUUCAGUUGCUGUACGGCGAACGUCCAGUUAUUAAACACAGUUGCUGGAAGUAGCGAAGUACUGGAAUCUUAAUUUACUUUUACAGACUGCCCUCCAAGCUCCUUAUAUGGCUUGGUCCCAAAAUUAGUAGAGGUCACUUAGCUUUUAAAAAAGGCAAUAAAUGAACUGUGGUCAGACAGCAUGGGUGGUGAUAAGUGGAGAAGGAAUCGAAUACAUUUCUAGAACAUGCAUAAGCACUGCUGUUUGAACUAGAUUGAUUUGAAAGCAAAUAUAAUGGAGAAUUAUCUUCUUCUGAUUGCUCAUAUAUUAUUAUUUUUUUUCAUUUGGAAUAAUACUUUAUUUUAAUUAAAUAUAGAUGCACAAAUAGAUUUGAUGGGGUUUUUUGCCAUUUACUUAUCUUUUCUGAAUAAAAGUGUUGAUAUUCAUGAUGAGCUGUGGAAUUAGCUUUAUGACCUAACUGACACAGGCGAAAGGGACACUGUAUACAAAGGGAUGUAAUUAUUUUGCAGUUACUGUAUUUCUGGUGGGGGGCUGUUUAAUUUUUUUUUUUU